AUGGCUCGCACCAAGAAGCCAGCAGGUUCUCGCGCCAACGGAACAACUGCAAAUGCAAAAGCGAAGAAGACUCCUGUCCGACCUAGGGCUGCGAAAGGACAGCUGGUGUCAUUCGAAGCUUGCCAUAAGGUACUCGACUGUGUCGAGUUGCUGGAAAUGAUCCUUCUCAACGUCUACGAUCCGCAAGACGCAUUUCCGGUACUGAAGUCAUUGGCCAAGGACAUCACUCAAAAAGACAGAAACGACGAGAGCGACGUUGAUCAGCAGAAUCUUGGUCUCGAGGCGCGCGAUAUUCAAGGAUCUCGCAUUGGCGGUCGAGACGAAGAGCUUGUUUACAACGAGAACGAAGCCCGCCGGAACAUGAAAACCCUACUGCUUAGCCAGAGAGUCAACCGCAUGUUCAAGGGAACAAUCGGUGGAUCUACCAAACUGCAGCGAGCUCUGUGGUUCAAGACUAUCUUCGACAAUCAACCUCUUAGCAGCGACAGGGCUCAAUGGGAUCGCGCAGUGCUCAGAGUCAAAGGCAGUGGAUUGGGGAAGUUGCUCGCAACCAAGCAGGUUAAGAAGAUGAUUGCGAGUUAUGUGGGACCCGCUCUUCACGAAGGGCAGGAAGAAACCUUUUCGCUUUACUGCCUCCUUCGGCCAAUACGAUCCAGCCGCGAGACGCGAGUUCAAGUUCACCAUAACUAA
Molecule: messenger RNA, 690 nt
Organism: Cercospora beticola
Lineage: Eukaryota; Fungi; Ascomycota; Dothideomycetes; Mycosphaerellales; Mycosphaerellaceae
Source: RefSeq, a predicted model, not a curated record